This is a messenger RNA of Saccharomycopsis crataegensis, 867 nucleotides long. RefSeq lists its product as uncharacterized. The transcript has a single exon. NCBI's taxonomy places the organism in Eukaryota, Fungi, Ascomycota, Saccharomycetes, Ascoideales, Saccharomycopsidaceae. The coding region runs from base 1 to 867 and encodes 288 amino acids. Gene Ontology annotation, cellular component: nucleoplasm. The record is from RefSeq and is a predicted model, not a curated record. Gene Ontology annotation, molecular function: RNA binding.
AUGUCUAACACAAUUACAGCGUCAAACGUCCCAUCAACCGUGCCUGUUGAUAAAGUUAAGGAGUUCUUUGAGUUCAGCGGGAAAGUUGAUUCGGUCAUUGCUAAGGCAACCGAAGGCGAAUUCACCACUUAUCAGAUCAAAUUUGCGGCCCCAGAAGCUGUAUCAAGUGCUGUUUUACUCAAUGGCGCCGAAUUAGAUGGUAAACCAAUCAAGAUCAUCGAAGAAGCCUCCACAGCAGCCACUACUGUUGCUCCAUCGAAUCCUCCUGCACCUGCUGGGGCACACGACACCUGGGGGAAAGUUACAAUGACUGGUGUUACUCCUGAAUCAAGUACAAUUGCUGCUGCCGCCAAAGUUCCAUACACCGAGGCUGGGGUUGCUGCCAAUCAAAAGACCACUGCUGCCGCCGCUGCCGACGCCACUGCCAAGUCGCAACCAGCCUCAAAUGAUUCUAAGAUUCAAGAUAUCGAACAAGAGCAUAAACCAAAGAGCGCAAUUAUUGCCGAAUACUUGUCUCAUGGAUAUGUCUUGAGUGACCAAGCAGUGGACAAGGCCAUUGAAUUGGACAAGAAGCAUGGUAUUUCCACCAAGUUCAAGGGGUUCUUAUCCAACUUGGAUUCCAAGUACCACGUGCAAGAAAAAGCCAGUGAAGCCAAUGCAAAGUACGGUUUUGACAAAAAGCUUGCAAAAGGAAGAAGCGACUUGUCCAGUUAUUUUGAAAAGGCUAGCCAAACUGAUGCUGGUGCUAAGCUCCAUACAUUCUAUACUGGCAUUGCUAGUGACAGCAAGCAAAUCCACCAAGAAGCCAGAAGAUUGGCUGAUUUGAAGCAAAGUGCGGCUGGGUCGACUAGCAAGCCAUCUAGUUAG